This is a messenger RNA of Moneuplotes crassus, 746 nucleotides long. Lineage: Eukaryota; Ciliophora; Spirotrichea; Euplotida; Euplotidae. The record is from the annotation of a GenBank genome assembly.
UAUAAUUUAACAUAACAAUGGAAGUAGAAAGAGCAGUCCUACAGAAAGGAAGGAAGCUUCAGGAUAGAGUACAGAUGGAUUUUUAUAUGAACUGUACUGGGAGUGAGAUUGGUGUAGGAGAGGGGAUUAGAGUUAAGCUUUCUUAUGUUGGUGGGAGGAAGUCGGGAUGGUUUAUUAGGAAUGUGUUGAGGAAGGGGGUUGAGAUUGGAUGUGUGGAGUAUUUGUUUUGUAAUGAGUAUGUAAAUAAAGGAAUGUUUAAGAAAAUCAUGAGUAAACCUUUUACAAAGAAAAUUGAACAUCUCACCUUGCUUUUUCACUCUUCUAAGCCAGAAAGUAAAAGAAUAAUAUACAGAAAGUGCUUUAUGUAUCUUCCUCUGGUCACUAACAGAUUGAAGAUAAGCAACAUUGAAGUAUCUACAAAAUUCUUGAGAAAAGUUAUACAAGUAGGAAGGCAUAUAAAUGACAUUAUCUUCAUGGAUUGCAAAAUCCGUUGUGACUCCUUAAAGCUCAGUGAGUCAAUCAACUAUUCUAUCCACUUGUUUAAAAUAAUAUGUUCUGAUCAUUCUGAAGGACAGUAUUGGAGCCUAAAUUUUGAGAAAUUAUUUGUCAUACUCAAGGCAUUCUCCCACACUGACAUGAAGAAGUCUCUGCAGAAGUUUAUACUAGACAUUCCUGGUUUUGAAGGAGAUGUAGAAUGAUGGGCUAGAAGACUAGGAAUGAACAGUUUGAAAAUUUUCAUUCUUUAA